Paramecium sonneborni is the source of this 1094-nucleotide messenger RNA. The record is from the annotation of a GenBank genome assembly. Lineage: Eukaryota; Ciliophora; Oligohymenophorea; Peniculida; Parameciidae.
AUGGGAGUUUGUAUAAGUAAAAUUGAAUAAACUCAACCUGAGAUAACAAUGGAUUCUAUGCCUAUAGGAUAAGGAUAAAAAGGGAAUUAUUCAAUGAAUAGUUUACCUGCAGAAGUAUGAAAUAUAAGUAAAUAAAAAGCCAAGAAGAGGGGAUAAGAAACGUUAAGCUAAAAUAGAAGUGGUAGAAGAGUAAAUACAUGAGAAUGUAGUAAAAUAAUAGAAAGAAAAAAGUCCUUUUGAUUUUUAGAUGAUUUUAAAUGCAUUUGGAAACCAUUUUUUGUUUGCUCAACUUAAUAAUGAUGAUAAGUAAAGUAAUGAAAUAAAAAGUAGAUCAAAACUAAUUGAUGAGAUGUAUUAUGUAACAACAAGAAACGCAGAUUACAUUUUUAAAUAGGGGGAUAAAGCAACAUUAUUUUUUAUAAUUGGUAGAUUUUGAAGAUUAAUAAGGAAGAAAGAGGAGAUUGUAAAAUCAUCAUAAAUGAAGAAGUGAAGAGAGUAUUGAAAAAAUCAGAAUAUUUUGGUGAAUUAGCAUUAAUGUAUCAUGCUCCACGAUCAGCAUCAGUAUAAGCAAUAGGAGAUUGUGGAUUUUGGGUAUUGGAAAGAAAGAAAUUUAGAAAGGCAGUUGAAGAUAUUUAACAAAAAGCAUAUGAAAUAAAUAGAAAAUUUUUAGAUUAAGUGAAAUUUUUUGGUAUAGAAUUGUUGAUUAUAAAUAAUUUAGAUUUUAUGACAGAAGAAUAAAGAGAUAAUAUAGCUAAUGUGUUAAUAACAUUAAAAUUUAAAUAGGGUGAAAUAAUAGUGAAUGAAGGAGAUAUGGCAAACUCAUUUUAUAUAAUAUAGAAAGGAAUAGUUGAAGUAACUAAAUAGGGAUAGUUUUUGAGAUAUAUGAAUUAAGGUGAUUCUUUUGGUGAAUAAGCAUUAUUUGGAAAUUGUGUAAGAGGAGCAACUGUAAAAGCAAAUGAUUAAGAUGUUAAUUUAUUAUCUUUAAGUAGAGAAGAUAUAACAACUAUUUUAGGUGAAAAGAUUCAGGUACAAUAAUUGUAUCUAUAUAGUUGAUAGUUAAUCAUUUAUACAAAUAUGCAGAAAUGGGCAUUUGA